UUGGGGGACUGACAGGAAGGGGAAGGAUGUUUCCUAAUUGCAGAAGUCACCUUUAGCCACACUCAGCUACCAAGACGCAGGGAAGAGCAGCUCGCGCUCGGUCACUCAUCUCACGUGAAGCGGCGGAGGCCAGGGAAGGCUUUCCUUCUCUUAAAAUUAUUUCACUGUGAGCACAUGGCUUAAAGGUGGAAAGUGAUUUGAACACUGCUGCUGCUAUUCAUUUAGACGCGUUACUGCAAGAGAGGAAAGCGUAUUAGAACACAGACAACUUACAAAACACAUCUAAUGAUAUUACCGAUUUCAGCGGUGUCUUGCUCAGGCAGAGGCAGCAGCAAGUGCAUUAUACAUUGGCCCACGGUACGCAGACACCUCAGGGAAGUGACAGUCGGCCCCGGAGCUCUGCGGAGCACCAGUCUCUUUCAACGCCCGUUAAGUAAUAGGCGACGGCAAACUCUUUGCAUUCCAGCAAUUCAUCUGCGCAUGACUGCAGCCACCAUGCAAGUCAGCCAGCAGGACUUUGAAAAGGCUCAAGAGCAGCUGAAGCUUUUGAAAAAGGAUCCUGGGAAUGAAGUUAAGUUGAAGCUCUACGCUUUGUUUAAGCAGGCUACUGAGGGUCCCUGCAAUUCUCCAAAACCAGGUAUGCUGGACUUUGUCAAGAAGGCCAAAUGGGAUGCAUGGAAUUCUCUUGGCAAUUUGUCUCAGGAUAAUGCCCAACAGAAAUACACCGAGCUUGUCUCAAGUCUGGUCUCUGCAGAAUCUUCUAGCCAGGUGAAGGAUGCUGCUCCAGAAGAGAGCAGACAUGAUGGCUAUGAAACAAUAAUAGUUACUACCAAAAACAACAUCACAAAAAUAAUGUUUAACCGACCUGAAAGGAAGAAUGCCAUCAACCAUAAGAUGUACAGAGAACUUAUCAAAGCGCUUGAAGAAGCUGCCAAAGAUGAUUCUACCAUAGCGGUUAUUACUGGAAAUGGAGAGUACUAUUGUAGUGGAAAUGAUCUGAAUAAUUUUACUAAUAUCCAAGCCAAUGAAAUGGAGAAGAUGGCAAAAGAUGGAGCAGUACUACUCAAAGAGUUUGUGGCCCAUUUUAUUGAUUUCCCUAAACCACUGAUUGCAGUGGUGAAUGGCCCAGCCAUUGGAAUCCCUGUAACAAUCCUUGGAUUGUGUGACCUUGUCUAUGCUUCUGACAUGGCUACAUUUCAGACCCCAUUUAGUCAGCUUGGACAGAGUCCAGAAGGAUGCUCCUCUUACCUGUUUCCAAAAAUCAUGGGCUUAGCCAAGGCAAAUGAGAUGUUGCUUUUCAACAAAAAGCUGACUGCAGCAGAAGCCUGCGCCCAGGGACUAGUGACUGAAGUUUUCCCCGACAGGACUUUUCAGAAGGAAGUUUGGGCAAGACUAAAAGCUUACGCGAGCCUCCCCAAAAACUCCUUGGCAGUGUCAAAGCAACUGUUACGAGGUGUGGAAAAGGAGAAGCUCCAUGCAGUUAACAGUCAAGAGUGUGAAGUCCUCAAGGAGAGGUGGUUGUCUGAUGAAUGUCUAAAUGCUAUUGUCAGCUUCUUUCAGAAGAAAUCAAAGCUCUAAUCUGUACCAGUAGAAUAAUCUACCUUCUGACAAUAGCCUUACCCAUCCUUAUCCUUAAUAAACUUCCUCUUUAAAUAAUAAUUCUUACCCCUUUUGAUGUGGUAUAUUUCUAAGUACUGUGUUAGAACUGUUUCAUAAAUUUAAAACAAUGUUGUGUGCCUUGCAUCCAUUAUGGAUAUUCAGGAGAUACCUCUCCAUACGUUAUUGAUGCCAAGUACACUGGAUCCUUCCAUUUGUGCUGUUAGGAGUAAAAAAAACCUCACUACUGUUUAGGCAGCAAUGACAAUUCUGAGUAAUAGCUAGAGCUGAUUGUCUUCCAAAAGAAACAACGGAUUCAAUCGUACCAUAUUUUGAUAGCUCUUCAAUAACUGACCUAUGGGUGGUUCUUUUUAUCCCUCUGUGGGGCAGGAAAUAUUGUAGUAAUGUAAAAUAAAUAUAGCUAUUUAAUUAGC
Molecule: messenger RNA, 2030 nt
Organism: Struthio camelus australis
Lineage: Eukaryota; Metazoa; Chordata; Aves; Struthioniformes; Struthionidae
Gene: ECI2
Product: enoyl-CoA delta isomerase 2
Cellular component (GO): mitochondrion; peroxisome
Molecular function (GO): fatty-acyl-CoA binding; delta(3)-delta(2)-enoyl-CoA isomerase activity
Source: RefSeq, a predicted model, not a curated record